This is a messenger RNA of Tripterygium wilfordii, 3429 nucleotides long. Its product is annotated as LRR receptor-like serine/threonine-protein kinase RPK2. Gene Ontology annotation, molecular function: protein binding; ATP binding; protein kinase activity. The transcript has a single exon. Gene Ontology annotation, biological process: protein phosphorylation. NCBI's taxonomy places the organism in Eukaryota, Viridiplantae, Streptophyta, Magnoliopsida, Celastrales, Celastraceae. Bases 248 to 2485 code for a protein of 745 amino acids. The record is from RefSeq and is a predicted model, not a curated record.
ACUUGGAAUGGAAGCUGAAGCUUUGGAAUAAGAAAAAAUUAUGAAACACCCCAUCAAUCACAGCCUGAAACCUCUGUUUGUUUCCCCAGAAUCACAAGAGAAAAGAAUUCGGCUUUUUUUUUUUUCUUUCAUGUCUUCCUCCACCAACCCUUGCCGUUCUCUUUGUCUGGAUGAGAGCAGAGAGAGGUUUAUAGUUAUUCUGUAGACUAUUCAAGGGUUUGUGAAAAUUUUUAAUUCUUGGGGAAAAAUGAAAUGCAGUUUUUUCCUUGCUACUUUCUAUGUCCUGUGCUGUUCUGUUUUGGUUUCUGGGGGAGUGGUGUUAUCGGAGAAGUCAAUUCUCCUGGGAUUGAAGAGUUCCUUUUCUGAUCGUUCCGGGAUUCUGUCCAGCUGGAACUCCAAUCAUUACUGUUCAUGGUUUGGCAUCAGAUGCGACUCCAAAUCCAGGGUCAUUUCUCUCAACAUAACAGGUGGUGGCGAUGAUGGCAGCUCUGAAGGUAACUCUCAUGCUCUCCCCUGUUCCAAGUUAUCAGAUUUUCCAUUUCGUGGGUUUGGAAUCACGAGAAGAUGUAGACAUGGUGUUAAUGGAAAAUUAGCUGGCAAGUUGUCACCUUUGAUUGGUAAACUCACUGAGCUUCGAGUUUUAUCGCUUCCUUAUAAUGAACUUAGUGGUGAGAUUCCUUUGGAAAUUUGGGGUUUAAAGAAAUUAGAGCUGCUUGAUCUGGAAGGGAAUUUACUUUCUGGAAAAUUCCCAAAAGAAUUUGUGGGGUUAAGAAAAUUGCGGGUUCUGAAUCUUGGAUUCAAUAAAAUUGAUGGGGAAAUUCCUGUUUCGAUUGUAAGCUGUGUAAGUCUUGAGGUAUUGAAUUUAUCUGGUAAUAAGAUGAGAGGAUCUGUUCCGGGGAUUUAUGGUAGUUUUUCAAGGUUAAGGGAACUUUAUUUGGCGCAUAAUGAGCUAGAUGGAUCUAUUCGAGAUGGACUACUGACAAACUGCCGGUAUCUUCAGCAUAUUGAUCUGUCAGAAAAUUUGUUUGUUGGUGGGAUUCCUCCAAGUUUAGGGAAAUGUCUGAAGUUGCGGAGUCUCUUGUUGUUCUCAAACAAGUUGAUGGGUAGCAUUCCUGGUGAGCUUGGACGGCUCCACAAGCUUGAAGUUCUGGAUAUUUCUGGAAACAACCUUAGUGGAUUGAUCCCUGCUGGCCUCCAUCGGUUCAAGAAUUUGAAACAUGUCUCCUUGGCCGAUAACAACCUAACUGGUGUAGUCCCUUCCAGCUCUGGACAUUUGCGUUCCCUUGAAGUAGUAAACCUUUCUCUGAGUUCACACAUCAGUGACUGUGAGGUUCCUCACAAUAGUGUGAAUUCACUAGUUCGUUCCCGACGUCUGUACUCCCUGUCUCUGUCAUCUUCAAAUGAUACAGCUUCUCCAUCAGGUGGAACAACUAAAGCUUAUGGGUUCACUACUAUUGAGAUUGCUUCAAUAGUCUCUGCAUCAGCCAUUGUCUCAGUCCUCCUAGCUCUGAUUUUUCUCUUCUUCUUUUCAAGAAAAUGGUUCCCGAAUUCAAGGGUUCAGGUUUGUGAAUCGAAGGAAAUAUCUGUCUUCAUCGACAUUGGUGUCCCCUUAACGUAUGACCAUAUCGUUCAUGCAACAGGGAAUUUCAAUGCCAGCAACUGCAUUGGCAGUGGAGGUUUUGGUUCCACUUAUAAGGCGGAAAUCUCUCCAGGAACCCUGGUAGCUGUAAAGAGGCUAGCCGUUGGAAGAUUCCAAGGUGUUCAACAGUUCGAUAAUGAGAUAAAGGCUCUUGGAAGUGUGAGGCAUCCAAACCUUGUAACUUUAAUAGGUUACCAUGCCAGUGAAACGGAAAUGUUCCUCAUAUAUAAUUAUCUACCAGAAGGUAGUUUGGAAAAUUUUAUUCGGGAAAGAUCCCAGAGAGCUGUCGAUUGGAAGAUAAUUCACAAGAUUGCUCUAGAUAUAGCCCGUGCUCUAGCUCACCUGCAUGACCAGUGUGCUCCUCGGGUGCUACACCGUGAUGUCAAGCCUAGUAAUAUAUUGUUGGAUAACGACUUCAAUGCUUACUUGUCGGAUUUUGGAUUAUCUAGGCUAUUAGAAACUUCUGAAACCCAUGCUACAACUGGUGUAGCAGGAACUUUUGGGUAUGUAGCACCGGAGUAUGCGUUGACAUGUCGUGUGUCUGAGAAGGCUGAUGUUUACAGCUAUGGUGUGGUGCUACUUGAACUGAUAUCUGAUAAGAAGGCCUUGGACCCUUCUUUUUCCUCGCAUGAAAAUGGUUUCAAUAUUGUUUCUUGGGCCUGCAUGCUGUUGCAACACGGUCAGGCUAAGAAAGCCUUCACUGUGGGGCUAUGGGAUGCAGGACCCCAUGAGCAUCUGGUGGAAAUACUGCAUUUGGCAAUCACCUGCACUGCUGAUUCCCUCUCUGGGAGGCCUACAAUGAAGCAUGUUGUCCGACGGCUGGAGCGAAUACAACCUGAUUCAUGAUACAAGGCUUCUCAGUUUAGUUUAUCCAUGCAUACAAGACCGGAAACAUACUGGCAAUUUGUACAUGUAUACCUAGUCAUACCUAGUCAUGCUGCGGAGUAUUGGACAUAUUUCUGCAGCCCCCCCCCCCCCCCCUCAUUAGGACAAGUGAUAAAUGUGCAGAAAGUAGGCUAAUAUCACUUUUAUACAUCAGUUAAGAAGCACUCGGUAUGUGUCUACCGGUGAUUUUAUUUCUGUCUUGCAAUUUUGAGCGACUUGUGCAUUGAGAGCAACAUACAGAACAGAAGAUCCCUGUAGUUUAACAUCCGUUCAAGGUUUAAUUAAAUGCUUAUGGUAGUGGUUAAGGAAUACUGUUCCGGCUUAUAAGUAAAUUUUGCUUGUUUUCAUGCUUAUAAGUAAAUUUCUCUUUGUACCUUCUGUUUGGGCAUCAAUGGCUUGGUAUUCACUCAGAGAAUGUGCAUGAAUUUCAUUUUUCAUGAUUUGAUUGUUAUGGACUCUUUUUGGUUUCACAGAAACAAAGUGAUACAUGUGGCCGAGCCUACAGAUGUUUCUUCUAUAUCUUUCAGUGAGAGCAGGUUGUAGAUGAGAGCCACCACCAUUUCCAUCUCUAGUCCUCGAACCAAAUGAACACUUAUGCAGCAGCAUUUCGUAUCAGGUACACAGUGGAGAUGUUAUUGCAACAGGCAACAGGUUCAAAGGGACUUGGCUCGUCACCUUGUGAAAGAUCUGUUGUUGCUGUUUGCCUUCCUGCUUUUGCCAGGGAGGCCUUGUCCAUAUUUAAAAAAAAAAAGUCAUUCCAUAAAAAGAAUCCUUUAGAUUUCCUUUCUCUAGAAAUAACACUCAGCACCUAGAGAUUAACUCUAAUACCUGUCUGCGAGGGGGGCAAGGAUUCAAAUCCCUCCUCAAAUAAAACCGGAAAGGAAAAAUUAAAAAAAAAAAAAAAA